Molecule: messenger RNA, 573 nt
Organism: Cryptomeria japonica (Japanese cedar)
Lineage: Eukaryota; Viridiplantae; Streptophyta; Pinopsida; Cupressales; Cupressaceae
Product: disease resistance protein L6-like
Exons: 2
Coding region: 1-573 (190 amino acids)
Biological process (GO): signal transduction
Source: RefSeq, a predicted model, not a curated record
AUGUGCAAUAGCAGCGGCAAUACUGUUAGUGUUGGUAAUAGUCUGGCAAUGAAAAAACCUAAGUCACAGCAGUCUGUUAAGUACUCUUUCGAUAAGAAUGGCGUUCAACAUCCUGCUUCAGCUGUUGAUCUCAAGAACAACGGGGGAAAAGAUGUGAGAAAGACUCUCGUUGAUCAUCUCUUCCAAGCUCUCUCCGCAGCCGGAUUGAAUGUGUUUCUAGACACCCACAAGUUGAAAAUGGGGGAAAUCAUUGAUUUAAGCCUUGAAAGAGCAAUUGAGAGCAGUGCCAUACGCAUUCCUAUAUUUUCAGAAGGAUAUGCAAGCUCAGCAUGGUGUCUCAAGGAGGCAGCCUUAAUGUUGGCCUCUCCUGGGUUGAUCAUUCCUCUCUUUUAUAAGGUGGAACCAACCCAUGUUAGAUAUCCACUGGGAGAUUCCAGUCCUUACAAGGAAUCAUUUGAAAAGCAUUAUAGAAUUCCAUUUCGGUAUUCAAGAAAAGAGAUCGAUGGGUGGAAGCAUGCCCUCGAGCAGAUUUGUUGUCGCUCAGGCUGGUCCCUGGAUAUGACUGGAGGGUAA